This is a messenger RNA of Abrus precatorius (Indian licorice), 3630 nucleotides long. RefSeq lists its product as uncharacterized. Gene Ontology annotation, molecular function: protein binding. The record is from RefSeq and is a predicted model, not a curated record. NCBI's taxonomy places the organism in Eukaryota, Viridiplantae, Streptophyta, Magnoliopsida, Fabales, Fabaceae. The transcript has 2 exons. Gene Ontology annotation, cellular component: cytoplasm. The coding region runs from base 845 to 2902 and encodes 685 amino acids.
CUCUCUCUCUCUCUCUCUUUCUCUCUCGCGUGUUCAGUUGUUCCUCCCUAUUCCUAAUUCCUAAAUCCCAUUUUCAGUUUUGGAGUUUGAAUGAACCCUAAGUCCUAAGCACCACAACCAACUAACCGUACUCUCACUCUCUCAACUCCGAUCGCAACCUUAACUCAAUUUCGCGUUCCUUUCUCGGUACUCUCUUCUCUUCGCUAACGCAUCUUCUAUUCUUUUUCCUUCCAUGCGUUAGCAGAUUCACUUUACCUUACGCUAAUUCAUUUUAUUUUUCAUUCUCUAUGUCCUUCUACUCCCUCCAUCCACUCUCUGCUUUUAAUUUCUGUUUUGAUAUAUUUUUCUAUUAUGCUUUCUGCUGAAGGGGUUACAAUUCCAGACAUUUUAAUUAAGGAGCACUGAGUGCGUCUGAUUAUGAAUCGUCACGUUCUAUGUGGGAAUUUUUGUUUGCAGAUUUGACUUGAGUUGAUUGGGCCUCAAGAUCGGUUUACGUGCUUGGACUUGGGAUUUUAUGCUCCAAAUAGGGGGAACAACCCGGAAUGGUGAUGGAAUUUUGAGCAAAAACAGUUCUCAAAUUCUUGCUUUUUCGUUGUUGUUUCUAAUUCGUUGUUUCUGGAUGAAGUAAUAUCUGGGAAUUUAACAGUGGAAGUUCAUUGUGGCAGGGGAGAGGAGAGCUAAAAAUUGGACUACAAAUGAACGCUGAUUAUCCAUAUUUGGUUGUCUUCACUCGUCAUUGGAACUAUGAAAGUUGAUUAAAGUGUCAAAAGCGAGGCCAAGGUAUGAUGAGUGAAGCCUAUGCUAUUUCUGCUUUAUAAACUCAAGAUUUAGUUUACCAAGUACCAUGGAAGCAAAUGGGAUCGUUCAUGAUACUAGCCUAGGAGCGGUGAGAAGGGAUAAGAGAGAGGUAGGAGAGAAAUCGAUGGAGGAUUUAACUAAAUAUGCACACAGUCCUGCACACUUGGCAGUUGCCAGGCGCGACCAUGCUGCCCUACGGCGCAUUGUUUCUGCCCUGCCUCGCCUUGCUAAGGUUGGUGAGGUCACCACAGAAGCUGAAUCUCUUGGUGCUGAACUUCAAGCCGAUGAGGUCUCUGCUGUUAUUGAUCGCCGUGAUGUCCCUGGUAGGGAGACCCCUCUUCACCUUGCAGUGCGUCUCAGGGAUCCGGUAUCUGCGGAGAUUUUGAUGGCUGCUGGUGCGGAUUGGAGUCUGCAGAAUGAGCAUGGUUGGAGUGCUCUCCAAGAAGCAGUGUGCACUAGAGAGGAAGCGAUUGCUAUGAUUAUUGCACGGCACUAUCAGCCUCUAGCUUGGGCUAAGUGGUGUCGUAGACUUCCCCGGAUUGUUGCUUCGGCAUCUCGUAUUCGUGAUUUUUAUAUGGAGAUAAGUUUUCAUUUUGAGAGCUCUGUCAUUCCUUUUAUUGGGCGUAUAGCCCCUUCAGAUACUUAUCGAAUUUGGAAGCGUGGUUCUAAUCUCCGUGCUGAUAUGACCCUUGCUGGUUUUGAUGGCUUACGCAUCCAACGGUCGGACCAAACAUUUUUGUUCCUUGGAGAGGGCUAUGCUUCCGAGGACAGUAAUUUAACCCUGCCACCUGGUUCUUUGAUUGCUCUUUCUCAUAAGGAGAAGGAAAUCACAAAUGCUUUGGAAGGAGCUGGUACACAGCCAACAGAGGCUGAAGUUGCUCAUGAAGUUUCCUUGAUGUCUCAGACUAAUAUGUAUAGACCAGGUAUUGAUGUUACUCAGGCUGAGCUUGUUCCCCAUUUAAAUUGGAGGCGUCAAGAGAAGACUGAGAUGGUUGGGAAUUGGAAGGCAAAAGUUUAUGACAUGCUUCAUGUGAUGGUGAGUGUGAAGUCAAGGCGGGUUCCAGGUGCCAUGACAGAUGAAGAGCUUUUUGCUGUGGAGGAUGGAGAAAGCAUGAUAAAUGGGGAAAACAAUGAUGAGUAUGAUGAUGUAUUGACAGCUGAGGAAAGAAUGCAAUUAGAUUCUGCUCUACAUAUGGGGAACUCUGAUGGUACUUAUGAGGAUGAGGAACAUGGAGCAUUUGAUGGUCAAGAAAAUGGUUCUGUAGCUUCCUGUGAGAAUUCUGAAGCUAACGGUGUGGUUAAAGAAAAGAAGAGUUGGUUUGGUUGGAACAAGAAAAGUUUGAAGAGUAGCAGUGACGACCCUGAGGAUUCCAAAACUGUGAAAAAAAAUUCCAAGUUUGGCUCAGAAGGUAGCAAUCAGAGAUCAGGUGAUCAGCAAAAGCUAGCAUCUGAAUUUCAGAAGGAGGAUAGUGGAGACACUAAGAAGGGGAAAGAUAAAAACAUUAAAAAGAAGAAGAAGAAAGGAGUAAACAGUGAGUCAAAGAAUGAGAGUGAGUACAAAAAGGGUUUAAGACCUGUCUUGUGGUUGACACCAGACUUCCCUUUGAAAACUGAGGAGCUUCUACCUCUACUUGACAUCUUAGCAAAUAAGGUUAAGGCUAUUAGAAGACUCAGGGAGCUUUUGACAACUAAGCUUCCUCAUGGAACUUUUCCUGUCAAGGUUGCCAUCCCGAUAGUCCCUACUAUCCGGGUGCUUGUAACUUUUACGAAAUUUGAGGAGCUUCAGCCAGCAGAGGAAUUUUCAACUCCACUCUCCAGUCCAGCACAUUUUCAGGAUGCUAAAUCGAAGGAAUCAGAAGGGUCUAGUUCAUGGAUUUCAUGGAUGAAAGGAAGUCGCGGGGGGCAGUCCAGUGAUUCCGAUAGUCACAGAUAUAAGGACGAAGUUGAUCCUUUCAACAUACCUGCAGACUACAAAUGGGUUGAUGCCAGUGAGAAGAAACGCCGAAUGAAGGCAAAGAAAGCCAAAAGUAAGAAACAUAAGAAGCAGACGGUGGCAAAAAGUGGAGAUGCGGUGCAUCAGGGGACUGAGGACAUAGAAGAAUAAUAGUAGUAUCGUGGUUUGUUAUCUCUGGCUAAAAUUGCGGCUUUGAUAAUUGUUGCCAGAGAGGGAGUCUUUGUGCACAGUCACUGCUGACGUUACAGUUCAACAUUGGAGGUUUCUCCAAGAAUUUACUAGAAAUUUCUUGGGCUACCAAUUGUUAUUAGUUAAGAAAAAGGUGCCUUUAUUUUUUUUUUCUUUUUUCCGUUUCGCGAAGAAAGCUUUAUCUUCUUGAAAUUGCUGUAUUGCCUUGUCAAGAGAAAUUGAAGAGCGAGAGUCGAUUGCUCCUUCAAUUGCUUGGCUUCAUUCUAAUUGUCGUUAGAUACUAAUAUUUGUAUCUACCCUUAUGUCGAUGAUUAUCGAUUUUACAUUUUCGUGAGUGGUAAUUUGUAGUCUUCGCUGUUAUUUCAAGAUUUUGGAUGACGCGUUAAAAGGACGGACUUAACCCGCAGUAAAGUUUGUUCAUACGUUUUAUGUAUUGAUUGAAUUAAUAUAUUCGGAAUUCAAAUUUUGGUGUCAAAAUCUUGGUCCGAGCUUUUUGUUGAAGAUGUCUAAAUAGACUCUUCAUUUAUACAAAAUCCUAGCCUGAAAAUUUGCUUUGAUUAGUAAAUUAAGACCUAAAGCCCAUUGUGAAUUGCCCGCAAAUCUUCCAGGAACUAGGAAGUAUACUUAGCAAUCGAAACAUCAUAAUCGUAAUAACGGACAAGAAGUGUUUCCAAAUUUGAUUCCUCCAU